AACAAACUUAAACAAUAUUUUACUAUCUGUCAUAUCUUCUAUAAUUUGUCUUUUCGCGUGUGUGACAGUUCUUACAAGCACAUUUUAUAAAGUUUAACAAUGCAGAUCUUCGUAAAAACCCUUACGGGUAAAACCAUAACGUUAGAGGUUGAAGCCUCUGACACUAUCGAAAAUGUAAAAGCGAAAAUUCAAGACAAAGAGGGCAUUCCACCAGAUCAGCAAAGAUUGAUCUUCGCCGGCAAACAGUUGGAAGAUGGACGUACAUUGUCCGACUACAACAUCCAGAAGGAAUCGACACUUCACUUGGUGUUGAGGCUUCGAGGAGGUACUAUUGAGCCUUCCCUCCGUAUUUUGGCCAUGAAAUACAACUGUGACAAGAUGAUCUGCCGCAAGUGCUAUGCUCGCCUCCAUCCGCGUGCCACCAACUGCCGCAAGACCAAGUGUGGCCACACCAACAACCUCCGCCCCAAGAAGAAGAUCAAGGAUUAAGCAUUUUAUUUUCAUUUCACCAAAAAAAUGGCAAUUUUGAAAAUGUAAACACUUGAAGGAAUAAAAGUAACAACCAAA
Papilio xuthus (Asian swallowtail) is the source of this 567-nucleotide messenger RNA. The record is from RefSeq and is a predicted model, not a curated record. NCBI's taxonomy places the organism in Eukaryota, Metazoa, Arthropoda, Insecta, Lepidoptera, Papilionidae.